CAGCGACACGCUCAAGAUCCUGGGGGAGAUUGUAUCGCGAUGCAGGACCGAUAUCGAGGAAAUCGAGAGCUUGGUUCUUCCGCUUCUUACCAAUGUUAAAUCCGGGGGAUCUCUGAGCAAGAGGCGGCGAAUUCGCUGGCUUUUCGCCAAGUCCAAAAUAUGCAGCCAGCUGGCCGCCUUGGGGUCGUUGAAAUUGACGCUGUCUCUUUUCAUCCACACCAUGCAGCUCUCAGAUGGGUAUAAUACCGAGUAAGUAAUUCUAGCAGGACGUUGUCAUCGUUGAUUUCCGGUUCAGAGUUCGUACGGAAUCAUUCCAUAGUUCAUACCAGGAGAGUAUGCCCGGGCUGAUAACAGACACUUGCAGAGAAUUCAAGCAGGAAAUCCUGAACGCCAUACACGAGUCUAAACAUACCAAGACGACUUUUCUUGAUGCUGAGCGAGUGGAUCAGGCGGCCACGAGGGCAUGCGAAGAGGAGGCAAGCGACGAACUCGGCUUGGCGGAACAAAACAGCACAAGCGCCCAUGGUGUAUCAAUUCUGGCUGUAGAGCACCAUCAUGAUGACAGUGAGACAGCCAUGGGCCCCUUGCUCUCCCUUUCGAAGCCUGAUAAUGCUGCUGCCGACUGCGAACCCGAAGUAGCGGACGGCGACACUCACAGCUCAACAGAUUUGCAGCUCCAGCGACUGAAUAUGUCCGACUUUGAAGUGAUACAAGCGAUUUCUGACGACUCGCUCAUGAAAAUUGCAGCCCACAUGCAACUCCAAAAGUCCGUGGCAGCUUUUGCUCUCAACACCAUGAAUCGACGUCCAAUAGAGCAUUCGCUUUCUCCCGAGCCAACAUCGAGUCAGGCGGAUCCAGCCGAGGAUUCUGCAACGGAGGCUGUUGAGAGCCCUGAAUCCCCAGACAGCGACGAUUCUAGCAGUAUGAGAUCUUGGUCUACCUCUACAGCAGGAACCAAGGCAGAAAAGGGACGCUACUGUUGCCUGAUUCCCGGGUGUGGGAAGAUCCUCAACCGGUUGGCAGAUUUGAACCGGCACUACAAAACUGUGCACCUGCUUCCCCAAGGAGGGUCACCGCCCCUUGAGGACUUGGGGAGAAGGCGCGAGCGUCGUGCCGCAGCUCAGGGGGUUGAGGAGAUGAGGGAAGGGGCUCGGCAGCUUCGGCUGUACAAAUCACUUUACGAGCAGAUGAGAUCCGACUAUGAGAACUUGAAGAGACAGAUGAAGCACAGGGAGAGUGAUGCCGCGGACUCCGAGGAUGCUCCUUUGCUUGAAACGAAGAUCCAAAAGGCACGGGAAGUUGCGAACCAGGAUACCGAGAAGGAGAAUAAGGAACUAAUGGAAUGGAAGGAAGCAUGGGAAUGGGCCGAGCGUUUUAGAACUGGAAACUUGACAGAAAGGGAAGAAAAUCUUCUGUGGUUAUUGGAGACAACGGGGGAGCUGUAUCGUUGAGAGGACUCAGCAGGUCGAUACGACAAAUCGACACCAGGAGGUACCUACCUGGUAGUCUUCAGUUCAACUCCCUACUCUAAUACCUGAAUACCUAGGUAGCACAACGAUACUAUAUACUAUCGGCUUCACAGAUUGGCAAA
Messenger RNA from Canariomyces notabilis, 1591 nucleotides. RefSeq lists its product as uncharacterized. The record is from RefSeq and is a predicted model, not a curated record. The transcript has a single exon. Lineage: Eukaryota; Fungi; Ascomycota; Sordariomycetes; Sordariales; Chaetomiaceae. The coding region runs from base 336 to 1451 and encodes 371 amino acids.